AUGGAACGUUGUGAUGAAUGUAAUCAACCACUUGGAGGAAAUUGGUGCAAUAAUUGUGAUGCAUACAAAUUUUUAGAAGAAAGUAAAACUAUUGGCUAUCAUAAGGAACUUCAUAAAUUAAAUAAAAAUGAGAAAUUCCAAUUUAGGCGGUAUGGUAUAUGUCCGAAUUGUAAACAAUUGAAGGUCGACUAUGAAUUAUGUCAUGAUUGUGAUAAAAGUUAUAGGGAAUGUAAUAAAUGCAACCGACCAUAUAUUACUUCCGGAGAGGAAUGGUGCAAUUAUUGCGAUACUAAAAGAUUUUUGGAAGAAAGUGAAACUCUCGGAUACCAUAAGAAAUUAGAUCAAUUAUCCAAGGAAGAGAAAAUUCGGUUUAGAUUAUAUGGAAUAUGUCACGAUUGUGUACAAUUAAGAAUUGACUCCAGAUCAUGUAUUAACUGUAGACGUAAAAGAUGUGAAGAAUGCGAUACCACCAAAAACGAAACGUGGUGUGAUAAUUGUGAUGGUAAAAGGUUUUUGGAAGAAAGUGAAACUCUCGGAUAUCAAAAGAAAUUAGAUCAAUUAUCCAAGGAUGAGAAAAUUCAAUUUAAGCGAUAUGGAAUAUGUACCAAUUGUAAACAACUAAAAAUUGACCCCAGAUCAUGUGCUAACUGCAUGUACGGCAGUUGUAAUGAAUGCAAACAACCAAAUAUUUCCGAAGAGAAGUGGUGUAAUGAUUGUGAUGUUAAAAGUUUUCUAAAAGAAAGUGAAAUUGUUGGAUAUGGUAAGGAACACAAUGAUUUAUCUAGAGCAGAGAAAUUUCUAUUUAGACAAUAUGGGAUAUGUCAUGAAUGUAAGCAACUAAAUACUGACUAUGGAUCAUGUAUUGACUGUAAUAAAAGUUAUAGUAAAUGUCCAGAAUGUAAACGACCGUAUUUUUCUGAGGAAUGGUGUAAUUUUUGUGACAAUAAAAGAUUCUUGGAAGAAAGUAAAAUCAUUGGGUGUUAUAAGAAUUUAAAUGACUUGACUAAGGAUGAGAAAGUUCAUUUUAAAGAAUAUGGAAUAUGUCCCGAUUGGUCAAUGAUUCAUAAGCAAAUUGAGGAAGCAAAUAAGAUUAAUGAACUUUCAACAACGCCAUCACCAGUAUCGAUCACGAGCCUUUCUUAUGUAACGCAUCCUCGAGCAAUUUAUACAAGUAGGCUCUUGAAUGUUAAAAAUUUGCCAGAACCAAAAAAUUCAUCCGAAAUAAAUGAAACAUUCUAUUCUGGAAAGAUUAAGUGA
This is a messenger RNA of Funneliformis caledonium, 1257 nucleotides long. The record is from the annotation of a GenBank genome assembly. Lineage: Eukaryota; Fungi; Glomeromycota; Glomeromycetes; Glomerales; Glomeraceae.